AGUUUUAUGUCAUACCCAUUACCUACUACAUUUUGGUUUACCGGACGGAGAAGAGAAAGGGGGAGGAAAAUAUAUUACUCUAUUUCCAUAAAUGAAUUAUUUGACGUGCCUACCAUGAUUUGGUACAGAUGGACGAGGAGUAAAAGAUUGCUCCUUUUUGUCAUUCCCCGAGAGACUGGAAAAGUUGACGUGGAUUGGUAGCAUACUCCAUUUUUAUCCUCUAUGCACUUUUGCUUCCUAACAAAAAGAGGGAACUACCCCUUCUCUUUUCUUUUAUUACUCUCCUAUAACUGACCCUCUCUGAAUUCCAAUGAAACAUGAAACCUGCUUUCAAGGGAGAGUCUCCCAUGGAGUUUUCCUUUCUUUCAUGGUCUUUGUUGUCAUCUCCUAUGACUUCCUCAGUCUGUUUUGUGGGAGGCCGAUGGGGAAUGGUUAAAGAAAUAUAUUGUCUGCAUCUUUGAAUAAAUGCUGAACAGUGGGCAAGAAGGUGGCUAAAGGGUAGAGUGAAGUUAUAAGAAGACAAAAAGUGUAGAAGAACUUACUUUAAAGUAAAUGCAUUGUAUAACAUAUUGUUUACUAAUUAUUAGUGAUAAAUCAUCAUUGCAUGCUCAAGUUCACUUUAAACUGAGCAUCACCAUCUUACACCAUUCCAAGUUGCGAAUGGAUUUUUUGGUAAGGUUCCUAUUUCUCAGCAAUUUGUUAUAAAUACAAGGCAAUUCAAUCUUUGACUCAUCACUCAUGCUGGCGAUGAUCUAGUUUUAGAUAUGGAGGAGGCUGCUGGAUCACAAUAUUCCCACUCUUGCUCUUCUUUGCAAGAUUGAAUAGAAGAGAAAGUAGACCCAUGGAACUUGUUGCCAUAUUCAACUCUUUGACACUUUAAUUUGACGCUUAUCAUACCUUUUUAUUAGAAUACUGUUCUUUAUAAUAAGCUGAGAUCUUCAGAUUUUAAAGUUUUAUUGUCUCAAAAUAAAAUGUUAGCAGACAGAAUACAUGAACAGAAUAUUCAAAAAGGUUAAAGCAUGACAGAUCCUCAGUAAAAAUAUUUGUUGGAUCUAUUGGCGUCUGUCGAUGAAUUUGCUGUACUCACUAUCUCAGUUUUACUCAUAAUUUGUGCAAGAAAAGAUGAAUCUGAAUUGUUUAGUUGUGUUAUUAAUUCUCCAAUAUGUGGUAACGUGAUUGUGUAUGUAAUCUUAAGUGGCUGCCUGGAAUACAAAUAUCAACAGUUUAGCUGGUUGUCCUCCCCUCUCCCCUUCAUUUCCCCCUUUCCUUUACAACUUCAUUUAAUGAGGUUUAUUUGCUCAGUUUUAUUUCUGAUCAGCAUGGAAGAGAGUGUGAGGGUUAUUGUUUUAUACUUCUCUAGUUACUUGUUUGGUUUCUCCUACUUCUCUUGUAAUUUGGUUUACUAUCAAUUCUCACAAUUAUGGACCUUGUUUUUGAGACUGGUAACAUUUUAUUCUCAGAAGCACUACGGCAGUGCAAGCUAUUUUACAGAUUACAAAAGUCCUAGCAUAUCUACCAAAGAUUCUGUAUCUGCUACAUGAAUUUCUUUACACCAAAAAUAAAGUAAGUGAACAUAGUUCAUCUUAACUUCCCAAAAAGGCAUGUGCUUAUCUUAAAAAAAUUCUGUUGUUCCUUUCCUUCCAAACUGUCCAUAUGCAAGCAGGUAUUAGACUCCACCAAGAUUUCUGCCUCACAAUGCCACCAUUGUUGUUCCAACACUCCAGAAGCUCUUCAGUGGUUGCUGGCAUGGUCCGGUUCAUUCCAACCAGGCUCAGAAAGAGUUGCCACAGCUGUGUUGUAAGAGCACAAUGAUUAAAAAGAUGACUGUUGGUUUCCAAAGCUCUGUCACACAACAUACAUCUUGAACAUAAUUGAAAGCCCCUCCUUUGCAACUUCUCUUGAGUAAGGCAAGCUCUUCUUGCCACCAGCCAUGAAAAACAGAUGACCUUGGAAGGAGCUUUUACUUUCCAGAUUUCCUUCCAUGGCCAUCUAUUUGUAUGCUGACUUGAGAAUGGAAGUUUUGAGUAAGCAGAUUUAACUGUCAAGAUCCCUUUACAACAGUUCUUCCAGAUUAAAGUAUCAUCAUGCUCAUUCAAUCCUUUAAAUUCCUCCAAGGUUCCAAAGAACUCAGCAACUCUCUCAAGUUCCCAGUCAUUAAGUCCUCUCCUGAAGAUGAUGUUCCCCCCAUGCUGCCCCCAUGUUUCUUCCAGUUUAAUUUCUGGCAAUGCAGUGAUGCUAUAGAAUUCAGGCAACAAAUCUUUAAUUGGACCAUGUCCUGGCCUGUCAUUCCAAAAAAGUGUUUUUCUUCCAUUUCCCACCCUUAUACUUGUGUUGAACAACAUAAAAUUCCAGUGCUGCCUGAUUGUUCUCUACACUCCACAUAAGGGCUGGUGACAGGAUUGGUACACCAUUGUUCUACUUGCCCAUACUUCUCACAUAUAACCUUUCUCCUUAGAGCACUACGUUCUGUAUUGUAUCUCCACAACCAUUUCAAAAGUGGGCUAUGGUUAUGAGCUUUGAGAUUCCUGACUCCCAGACCCCCUUGCCUUUUGUUAGUGAUGAGAAUGUCCCAUUCCACCAAGUGAAAUGAAUUCUUUUCACUAUUCCCUUCCCAGAUGAAAUUUCUCAUGAGUGCAUCCGAUAUAUCCCUUACCUUAUUAACUGGUAGAGGAAAUAAAGACAUCACAUAAGUGGGUAGUGCAUCUAGUGCAGAGUUUACCAAAGUGACCCUACCUUCCAUAGAUAGGUACUGCCUCUUCCAACUUGAUAAUCUCUUUUCACAUCUUUCAAUCACCACAUUCCAUAUUCCUUGUGCUUUGUUCUUGGCACCCAACAAGAAGUAGUUGGUAAUAAUGCCACCUUACAACCCAAAACAGCAGCUAAAACUUGGAUGUUUUGCAGUUCAUUCACUGGGUACAACCUGCUCUCCCUCCAAUUCACAUGUAGCCCUGAAAUAGCUUCAAACACAACCAGAAUAAGUCUUAAAUAUUUCAGUUGAUCAGCAUCAGCAUCACAGAAAACCAAAGAGUCAUCAGCAUACAACAGAUGUGUGAUGGCCAGGUUACUGUCUACACUGUUUGAGGCAUUAUAACCGAUGAUCCACCCAUUCCUCUUGGCUGUCUGAAACAUCUGCCCCAAACCUUCCAUGGCAAUAAGGAAGAGAAAAGGUGACAAGGGAUCACCCUGCCGGAGUCCUCUCUCUGAUGCAAAAAAACCCUGUGGAGAGACAUUUAUCAGGAUGGAGAACCUCAUAGUUCUUAUACAAAAAGAGAUCCAGCUAAUCCAUUUAGUCCCAAAUCCCAUGUCUCUUAACACUUUGAAGAGGAAAUUCCAGUUGACAGAAUCAUAAGCCUUUUCAAUGUCAAGCUUACAAAGUAUCUCUGCCUAUUGCUGUCAAGUCUGGGACAUUGAUGGGUGUCUUCGUGCCAUGCUUGCAAAAUAUUAUGGGAAUCAUCUAUUAUAUCAGGUUUUCUUGGAUUGUUGGUAUGGCUGGGAUUGGUCAGUCAUUGUUGCUCGUUGCUUUCUGUGGAUCUUGUACUUUCCUUACCACAAUAUCAUUAAGUGCUAUUGCCACCAAUGGCGCCAUGAAGGGGGGAGGACCUUACUAUCUCAUUGGUCGUGCUUUGGGUCCAGAAGUUGGUGUCAGCAUUGGGCUGUGUUUUUUUCUUGGAAAUGCAGUAGCUGGAGCAAUGUAUGUAUUGGGAGCUGUGGAAACCUUCCUAGAUGCUGUACCAGCUGCUGGCAUUCUUAGAGAAACUGUCACAAGAGUUAAUGGUACAGAUAUUGCGGAGCCCAUUACAAGGCCAAGUUUGCACGACCUGCAAAUUUAUGGGAUUGUCGUGACUAUUCUUCUCUGCUUCAUAGUUUUUGGUGGUGUAAAAAUGAUUAAUCGUGUCGCACCGGCAUUCCUUGUACCUGUUGUAUUCUCAUUGGUCUGCAUAUUCUCUGGCAUUCUUUUGGCAAGGCAUGAUCGUCCAGCAGUUGGAAUCACGGGGUUGAGUUCGGAAUCUUUCAAGGAGAAUUGGGGUCCUGCAUAUCAGAGGACUAGUAAUGCUGGAAUUCCAGAUCCUAAUGGAAAGAUAUACUGGAGUUUCAAUGCGUUGGUAGGUCUCUUUUUCCCUGCGGUGACUGGGAUCAUGGCAGGUUCAAAUCGUUCCGCCUCGCUAAAGGAUACUCAGCGUUCAAUUCCUGUUGGGACAUUAGCAGCAACUUUGACGACUAGUGGUUUAUAUCUAGUUUCAGUGCUGUUCUUUGGAUCCGUUGCAACUCGAGAUAAGCUUUUGACUGACAGGUUGUUGACGGCUUCAAUUGCUUGGCCGUUUCCAGCAAUUGUUUAUGUCGGUAUCAUCCUUUCAACCUUGGGGGCAGCCCUUCAAAGCUUGACUGGUGCACCACGUCUCCUCGCUGCUAUUGCAAAUGAUGAUAUUCUACCUGUUCUGAACUAUUUUAAAGUGGUAGAUGGAAGUGAGCCUCAUGUGGCUACUUUCUUCACUGCCUUCAUCUGUAUUGGAUGUGUUGUAAUUGGGAAUUUGGAUCUUAUUUCACCAACUAUAACAAUGUUUUACCUCCUAUGCUAUGCUGGUGUGAACUUAUCCUGCUUCCUUCUGGAUCUGUUGGAUGCUCCCAGCUGGCGACCUCGGUGGAAAUUCCACCACUGGAGUCUCUCUCUUGUUGGAGCAUUACUUUGUAUAGUGAUCAUGUUUUUGAUUUCAUGGGAAUUCACUGUGGUAUCACUAGCCCUAGCAAGUCUAAUCUAUUAUUAUGUGAGUAUCAAGGGGAAAGCAGGAGACUGGGGUGAUGGUUUCAAGAGUGCAUAUUUUCAGCUUGCUCUUCGUAGUUUACGAUCUUUGGGAGCAAGUCAGGUACAUCCCAAAAAUUGGUACCCUAUCCCUCUCAUAUUUUGUCGUCCAUGGGGCAAGCUGCCAGAAAAUGUACCUUGUCAUCCUAAACUAGCGGACUUUGCCAAUUGUAUGAAGAAAAAGGGCAGGGGUAUGUCCAUCUUUAUUUCUAUUAUAGAUGGAGACUACCAUGAAUGUGCUGAGGAUGCCAAGGCAGCUUGCAAGCGGCUAAGUACGUAUAUCGACUACAAGCAAUGUGAAGGUGUAGCAGAAAUAGUUGUUGCUCCCAACAUGUCAGAAGGCUUUAGAGGCAUUGUUCAGACUAUGGGCCUUGGGAAUCUCAAGCCAAACAUUAUUGUUAUGCGGUACCCUGAGAUAUGGCGGCGUGAAAAUUUAACUGAAAUUCCUGCUACCUUUGUUGGAAUAAUAAAUGACUGCAUUGUUGCAAACAAGGCAGUAGUUAUUGUGAAGGGUCUGGAUGAAUGGCCUAAUGAGUAUCAAAGACAGUAUGGAACCAUUGAUUUGUACUGGAUAGUCAGAGAUGGUGGUCUUAUGCUGCUGCUCUCUCAACUGCUUCUCACAAAAGAUAGCUUUGAGGGCUGUAAGAUUCAGGUAUUCUGCAUUGCUGAGGAAGAUUCUGAUGCAGAGGGACUCAAGGCUGAUGUAAAGAAAUUUCUUUAUGACCUCCGGAUGCAAGCUGAGGUAAUUGUCAUUUCCAUGAAGUCGUGGGAAGGCCAAGGGGAGCAGCAAGAAUCUGUUGAAGCAUUCAGUGCUGCUCAGGGCAGAAUAGCUAGUUAUCUGGGAGAGAUGAAAGAGAGAGCGGAGAGGGACAAGACUUCUUUGAUGGCUGAUGGAAAGCCAGUGGUCGUCAAUGAGCAACAAGUUGAGAAAUUCCUGUAUACCACUUUGAAGCUAAAUUCGACGAUUCUAAAAUACUCGAGGAUGGCUGCAGUUGUGUUUGUAAGUCUUCCUCCUCCUCCUGCCAAUCAUCCAGCAUUUUUCUACAUGGAAUACAUGGACCUGUUGGUUGAGAAUGUACCUAGGCUCUUGAUAGUUCGUGGAUAUCGUAGAGAUGUUGUGACUUUGUUUACGUAGGUGGUUCUGUUCAUACACUUCCUUUUUACCUCCCCUUUCUUUGUUGCUUUAUUUCAAUAGUUCCAAUUCAAUUUGUUAUUUUCUCUGUCUUCCUCUUGUUGUUUUUAUCUUUUCUCCUCGAGGUGGGUGUACAAUAUAGUUUUUGUAUCAUUAAUUCUAUUGAACUGGAUAUUUGGUGAAAGAAAUUUUGUUAUUGAUGAA
This is a messenger RNA of Lycium barbarum (goji berry), 6134 nucleotides long. RefSeq names its product cation-chloride cotransporter 1. The transcript is spliced from 11 exons. The coding region runs from base 3411 to 5933 and encodes 840 amino acids. NCBI's taxonomy places the organism in Eukaryota, Viridiplantae, Streptophyta, Magnoliopsida, Solanales, Solanaceae. Gene Ontology annotation, cellular component: membrane. The record is from RefSeq and is a predicted model, not a curated record. Gene Ontology annotation, molecular function: chloride:monoatomic cation symporter activity. Gene Ontology annotation, biological process: transmembrane transport; monoatomic ion transport.